UGUAAGUCGGCCCCUGCCACCGGAGGUGUGAAGAAACCUCAUCGUUACAGGCCCAGUACCGUGGCUCUGCGUGAGAUCCGUCGUUAUCCGUCGUUUGAGACCCGCACGUUGUCGUUCAAACACCUUGUUCGUGAGAUUGCAAAAGACUUCAAGACCGACUUGCGGUUCCAGAGCUCUGCCGUAAUGACUCUGCAGAAGUCUUGCGUCAUGGUUCUGUAUGAGGCAUACCUCGUGGGUCUGCUUGAGGACAUCAGCCUAUGCCCCUUCAACGCCAAGCGUUUGACGAUUAUGCCCAAGGACAUCCAGUUGGCAAGAUGUAUCCGUGGAGAGCGUGCCUAAGCGAGCUCACUUCUCAUCUGGUUCAUCCAGCGAAAAACAGCGAUCACCGGCCCACGAAACGAACGGUCCUUUUCAGGACCAAACCGAGUUCCCUAUUGAUGCUGUUACUUUGCUGAGUUAUGUGUUGUUGUCCCCCGCCCCACCCCACCUCUGUGUGUGUAUUGAUUAUUGUUGUUGUUGUUGUUGGUUGUGCCUCCUUAAAUAUAUAAAGCGCAAACCGCUGGCAGAGGCAGGUACAGAAUGAGAGUGA
Molecule: messenger RNA, 589 nt
Organism: Aplysia californica (California sea hare)
Lineage: Eukaryota; Metazoa; Mollusca; Gastropoda; Aplysiida; Aplysiidae
Product: histone H3.1-like
Cellular component (GO): nucleosome
Molecular function (GO): DNA binding; protein heterodimerization activity; structural constituent of chromatin
Source: RefSeq, marked validated